This is a messenger RNA of Vicia faba (fava bean), 300 nucleotides long. Lineage: Eukaryota; Viridiplantae; Streptophyta; Magnoliopsida; Fabales; Fabaceae. The record is from the annotation of a GenBank genome assembly.
AUGUCCUCUUUUUCAGUAGGCUCCAGCAGUAGCAAUAUUCAGCAGAUUCAGAACUCAACUUCAACAUCUGGUGCUGCAAUACCUUGGCCUAGCCAUCUGCCUGUGACUUUUAGACAAGUUCCAUAUGAUAUUAAAUCCAGUGAUUCACUUGAUCAAUUAUGUCUUAGAAAUCUUGGAUUUGUUGGAAAAGCUAACUGCAUACCAAUGAAGGAAGAACCAGAUUUGAUCAGAUAUCCAAAUGUGAGCCAGCCAGUUCUACAGAGUUAUCCAUUUCAUGACCAUUCAAGUGCAUUCACAUAA